This is a messenger RNA of Aureobasidium musti, 483 nucleotides long. NCBI's taxonomy places the organism in Eukaryota, Fungi, Ascomycota, Dothideomycetes, Dothideales, Saccotheciaceae. The record is from the annotation of a GenBank genome assembly.
AUGCCUGCCGACUGGAAGAACAUCGAGACCAUCGAGCGCCUCGUCGCUGCCAUCAUCGCCUCUAACGGCGGUAAGGUCGACAACCAGGCUGUUGCCCGCUACAUGAACGAGACCUACGACGCCAUCGAGAACCGCACUCGCGUCUACAAGAAGACCGCUCAGGCUCUUGUUAAGGAAGCCGAGGACGCUGGUCGCAUGGACAUGAACAUGAAGAAGAGCGGCAGCACCAAGAAGACCACUGCCACUCCCAAGAAGGAUAGUAAGUUUUCUCCCUCACUGAUCAUCGAUUCUUCUCACGUACUGAUGAAAGCACAGCCNGUCAAAUCUGGCCGUGUCACCAAGCGUGCACCCAAGACUCCUUCCAAGCUGAAGCGUUCCAACUCUGACGAGGACGAGGACGAGGACAUGGGCGACGCUGGCACCACUGCCGGUGCUGCUAACGAAGAAGUCUGGUUGAGCACCGCGCUUAAUAGCGAGCACUGA